AUGGCAAAUCAACGUCAAGAUGCAAAGACCACUAACGACUACACGGUCGCGAUCGUGUGCGCAAUCGAGUUUGAAAUGAGCGCCGUCCGCUACAUGCUCGACGAGGAACAUGCACGCUUACCAAGCAGCCAUGGUGACUCCAACAAUUACAUCUUGGGCAAACUCUGCGGCCACCACGUCGUGCUCGCUUGUCUUCCGGGGAAUCAGGGCAAAAGUGCAGCAGCCAUUGUCGCAACGAACCUCGAUCGCACUUUUCCGUCCAUCAAGUGGCGUUUUCUCGCGGGCAUUGGUGGAGGUGUGCCCAGCGAUAGAAACGACAUUCGUCUGGGUGACGUGGUUGUGAGCAUGCCCGAGGGCGAGUACGGUGGAGUAGUGCAGUAUGACUUGGGCAAGGAUAUCGACACUGGCUUCAAGUUGAAGGGGUUCUUAUCGGCCCCGCCGUCGCGGCUGCGGUCUGCAGUGAACAACAUGCGAUCAGAUCAUCGACUCGAUGACAACAAAAUUGAAGAGUUUGUGACUGCCAUGCUGCAAAGAGGCCGGCGUCUGAACGUCUAUCGUCGACCAGCUGGCGAUACGGACGUCUUGUUUGAUGCAGACUAUGCACACCCAAGCGAUCAGCCUUCUUGCAGCUCCUGCGAUAGAACCAAAGUCGUCGCAAGACCGCCUCGCGAAUGGGACGGCCCUGAAAUCCACUAUGGACUCAUCGCCUCUGGUGACCGUGUCAUGCGAAGUGCAGUCAAGAGAAACUUGCACGUGCGCAACAUUGGUGAUAUCCUCUGCUUUGAGAUGGAAGCGGCCGGAUUGUCGACCGAGUUUCCCUACAUCGUUAUCAGGGGCAUCUCAGACUACGCAGACUCUCACAAGAAUGAUGCAUGGCAGCACUAUGCUGCUGCAGCCGCUGCUGCAUGCACCAAAGAGUUUCUGACUUAUCUGGACCCGGAGGCGCCUUUUAAGGAGGCGCAGACUGCGAGUGGCUCCCCGAAUGAUUGGAACAGUCACAAUGGCCAGAAUGGUCAAUCUAUCCACUCAACAUUUACUGGCACUGGAGUACAGCAUACAGGCACGGGCAAUUUCUCCGUAGGAGGAAAUAUGCGCAUUAAUGGGGGGCAGGGGCGUUAG
Messenger RNA from Pestalotiopsis fici W106-1, 1119 nucleotides. RefSeq lists its product as uncharacterized. The transcript has a single exon. Lineage: Eukaryota; Fungi; Ascomycota; Sordariomycetes; Amphisphaeriales; Sporocadaceae. The coding region runs from base 1 to 1119 and encodes 372 amino acids. Gene Ontology annotation, molecular function: catalytic activity. Gene Ontology annotation, biological process: nucleoside metabolic process. The record is from RefSeq and is a predicted model, not a curated record.